This is a messenger RNA of Suillus plorans, 657 nucleotides long. RefSeq names its product 60S ribosomal protein L10A. Gene Ontology annotation, cellular component: large ribosomal subunit. The record is from RefSeq and is a predicted model, not a curated record. NCBI's taxonomy places the organism in Eukaryota, Fungi, Basidiomycota, Agaricomycetes, Boletales, Suillaceae. Gene Ontology annotation, biological process: translation. Bases 1 to 657 code for a protein of 218 amino acids. Gene Ontology annotation, molecular function: RNA binding; structural constituent of ribosome. The transcript has 6 exons.
AUGAGCUCUAAGCUAUCAGUGGCAAGCGUGCGGGGCUCCGUCAAGGACCUUCUGGCUGAAGCCAACGGCGAGAAAAGACGCAACUUUGUGGAAACUAUCGAACUUCAAAUUGGUCUCAAGAACUACGACACUCAAAAGGACAAGCGUUUCUCUGGUACCGUCAAGCUGCCUAAUGUCCCUCGCCCGCGCAUGUCCAUCUGCAUUCUUGCUGAUGCUGCUGACAUUGAUCGCGCCAAGCAAAUUGAACUCGAGUACAAGUCGGUUGACGACUUGAAAAAACUGAACAAGAAUAAGAAGCUUGUGAAGAAACUUGCCAAGAAGUAUGACGCAUUCUUGGCCUCUGAAGCCUUGAUCAAGCAGAUACCUCGUCUUCUUGGACCCGGUCUCUCUAAAGCCGGAAAGUUCCCUACUCCUAUCUCUCAUGCUGAGGAUCUAGCGAACAAGCUCAACGAAGUCCGAUCGACGAUUAAGUUCCAGCUGAAGAAGGUUCUUUGCUUGGGUGUUGCCGUCGGACAUGUCCAGAUGACUGAUGACCAAGUUCUUGCGAACGUCAUGAUGAGCAUCAACUUCCUCGUUUCGCUUCUCAAGAAGAACUGGCAAAAUGUUUCGUCUCUGCAUAUCAAGAGUACGAUGGGCAAGCCCAUUCGUCUAUUCUAA